Molecule: messenger RNA, 2001 nt
Organism: Clonostachys rhizophaga
Lineage: Eukaryota; Fungi; Ascomycota; Sordariomycetes; Hypocreales; Bionectriaceae
Source: the annotation of a GenBank genome assembly
AUGCUGAAGGCUCAGACUCCCCAGCCAUCGGCCCGCCAGCCAAAGUUCGCAUCUGAUUCCAGGACUCCCCUCGCAGGCAAAGAUGACGAAAUUCUCUUGUCGCCCAUCCGUGACGAUUUUGCAUCCUCUGCCGAAGCGCAAAUACCUCUCUACACGAAGCCCAAACAGCCAGUCGAUGCUACUUACUACACCAAAGCAUGGUCUCCGGAGAUCAUUUGGUGUUGUCUGACCAUUGGCGUUCUCAUCGCCAUUGUUGCUGUUCUCAAGCAUUUCGAUGGGAAGCCGAUGCCUCAGUGGCCGAUGGAUCUGACCCUGAAUACUCUGCUGGCGUUUCUAGCUACGAUAUGUCGCUCGAUGACCAUCAUUCCGCUGGCGGAGGCCAUUUCACAGCUCAAGUGGAACUGGUUUGCAAACUGCGAACGGCCGCUGAACGACAUGUAUAAUUUUGAUCAAGCGAGUCGUGGGCCAUGGGGUGCUGUGAUGCUGAUUGUCAAAGCACGAGGGAGGUUCUUUUAUUUCACCUGGGUGGCGGCCAUUGUCUUCUUGUCCGGUCUUAUUACUUCGUUUGUCACGCAGUCGGCCAUCUCAUACCAAAGCACAUUCGCAGUUACGGAAAAAGCUGUCGCAUCAGCGCCCAUUCUCCGAUCAUAUCCAGACUCCUUUACAGUCGACGAUCCAAGUCAGAAGGAGUACUACAUUUCCUACGGCAUGACUCGAAGUUCUUUCCAAGCUGGUACUUACACAGUGAACGAGUCAUGGCCUCUCCCUCAACCGACCUGCUCCGAGAUCAGAUGCGAAUGGCCACAGUACAACUCACUAGGCAUGUGCGCAAGCAUUAGCAACGUAACUGAUCGUCUCAACGUCACAGAAAUUCCCAAUGAAGGGGGCAAACCAGAUUACAACGCUAGUCUCCCCGGCGAUUUGGGAUAUCUGUAUUGGAAAGCAUUACCAGGGGUAACCUCGAACAUGCAAGCCGAAUUCCCAAUUCAGUUAAACAUAACAUCUCCGCUGAGCGCUCGUGUUCGCCUCCCGAUAGCAGAGGAGAUCAAGCGCCCUCUCAAGGAGAGAUGGAACUCUCUUGGGCAAUGGAAUAAUGACGACCUACUUCCCGCUACGAUAUCCCAAGCCUUUUUCAUAUUCAGCAAUGGUAAUUCCGAUUCUAGCAGGAAGUUUCGGGCCGUUGAGCUUCUCUGGCACAUCUGUGUCCAUACCUAUGAGUCGUCAUUCGCCAACGGUACCGCCUCAACAAAUACAACCGCUCAUACUGUGAAGAUCAACGAAAUGCGUCCAUCUCAAGGAUCUCAGUACACCUCUUUCCUCAUGGCCAACGAACACGGAAACUCGACCUUCAACGUCACGGCCAACUACUUCGCAUUCCACACCCUGCAGGCUAAUCUCAUAUUCCAACCAAGCUACAGCACCUACAUUCUAACUGGUGGCUCCAGCAGUGGCGGCGGUGUGGCAGGCAUGUACGGGCACAAUUUGGGGCUGAACGUCUUUAGCUCCCUCCAAAGCAGCUCCCCGGACGAGGAAAUCGAUGAGAAGAGCUGGAAAAAUAUUAAUAAAAUGACCAACACGGUGGCAGAUGGCAUGACCGCAUUCCUCACUAUGUUCGCGAAAAGAGCUGACCCUGUUGGAAAUUUAAGUAUGAGGAACGGGGACAAGGAAGGCAAAGCAACUGGAAUCGCCUACAAGUCGGAGACGUAUGUGCGAAUCCGUUGGGAAUGGCUGACAUUCUUGGCGGCUCAGAUCUGCCUCACCAUCCUGUUCCUUGUGGCUGUCAUUGUUCAGACGGCGAAUCUCGACAUGGAAGUCGUCAAGAGCUCCAACAUGGCCGAGUUAUUUGCUAUUCAUGCUACCGAUUCUAAAGAUGACAGAGCCACGGAUUCCUAUGACCAGGGGGUUCGAUAUAAGGGCAUCGCAACCAAAAUUCAUCACGCUUCAACUGGAAAAUUGGUUAAAAAGGGGGAUGGGUGGCACUAUGUUACAACGAGCUCUUAA